Messenger RNA from Morus notabilis, 1804 nucleotides. Its product is annotated as amino acid transporter ANT1. NCBI's taxonomy places the organism in Eukaryota, Viridiplantae, Streptophyta, Magnoliopsida, Rosales, Moraceae. Gene Ontology annotation, biological process: amino acid transmembrane transport. The coding region runs from base 190 to 1464 and encodes 424 amino acids. Gene Ontology annotation, molecular function: amino acid transmembrane transporter activity. The record is from RefSeq and is a predicted model, not a curated record. The transcript is spliced from 3 exons. Gene Ontology annotation, cellular component: vacuolar membrane.
AUAUGUAUUUAUGCAUGAUAAUACGUCCAAGAUAGUCUGCUCAGAUUGGAAUCACCAUGUGGUACUAGUCAAUCUCAAAUGACAGGUUAGUCUUAUAUUCACGGAAAUUCCUAGAGAGAGAAACACACAUAUAUAUAUAUAGAGAGAGAGAGAGAGAGAGCUUGAAAGCUUCUGUGAAGCUCGAGGAAAAUGGAAGACGGAGGCAAAACCGCUGGAAUUCCAUUGCUGGACUCGGGAGCAGCUUUGGGAACAACUUCGACGGUUCAAACCCUAGCGAACAUCGUCGUUUCGAUCGUCGGGACCGGCGUUUUGGGCCUCCCUUUCGCUCUCCGAAUCGCCGGUUGGCUCGCCGGCUCGCUCGGCAUCAUCGUUGCCGGUCUCGCCACCUAUUAUUGCAUGCUUCUUCUCGUCAAGUGUAGGGACAAGUUGGCAUCUGAAGAAGAGGAAGAUUCAACAAACAGAAAAACCUAUGGCGACUUGGGCUAUGAAAGCAUGGGAACGACAGGUCGUUUUCUAGCUGAGUCUCUCAUUUUCUUGUCACAAUGUGGAGGCUCCGUGGCCUACCUUGUGUUUAUAGGACAAAACCUUUCAUCAGUGUUUAAAGGCCAUUGGAACUUCUCUUCCUUCAUACUCUUGCUUGUCCCAAUUGAAAUUGGGUUUUCAUGGAUUGGAAGCUUAUCUGCUUUAGCACCCUUUAGCAUAUUUGCUGAUAUCUGCAAUGUGUUGGCUAUGGGGAUUGUGGUCAAGGAAGACAUACAGCAGGCUUUAGGGGGUGAGUUUUCUUUCAAGGAAAGGACGGCUAUAACGUCGAAUAUUGGGGGCUUGCCGUUUGCCGGAGGCAUGGCGGUGUUUUGCUUUGAGGGCUUUGGGAUGACAUUGGCAUUGGAGGGCUCAAUGAGAGACAAAAGAAGUUUUCCCAAGUUGCUCGCUCAGGCUUUUACUGGGAUCACCCUUUUGUAUGUUUUGUUCGGGUUCUUUGGUUACAUGGCGUAUGGUGAUGAAACGAGAGAUAUAGUCACUCUCAAUCUCCCUAGGGAUUGGUGGGCACUGGCCGUUCAGAUUGGCAUGUGCUUGGGGCUUGUAUUCACAUUUCCAAUCAUGGUACAUCCCAUUAACGAGAUCAUAGAGGGAAGGUUAAAGAAGAGCAACUGGUUUCAGGAUGCCGAAAAUACCAAUGGCUAUUCAACAACAAGCAUAGGAAAGUUUGGAAUAUACCUGAGCCGUUCUAUGUUGGUAAUCGGAUUGGCGAUAUUGGCCUCAUGCGUGCCGGCGUUUGGUGUAUUCGCCUCUCUUGUUGGGAGUACCGUAUGUGCAUUAAUCUCGUUUGUUUUGCCAGCCAUAUUUCAUCUGAAAAUAUUCUGGUCCUCUCUAAAUCUGUGGCAAAGAGCCUUGGAUUUUGUCAUCUUGUCAUGUGGCAUGCUUUUCGCUGCUUAUGGUACUUAUAACACCGUAGUUGGUGUAUGAUUGGUUAAAAAGCCGAAUUUUGACCCAGAAAAUGUUUUUGGUGAAGUCAAGCCUUGUGAAACGGAUAAAUUAGUUCUUUUUAACUUGAGGAAGAUAAAUGGAUGACCACAGCCUACAGGCGCAAGAAGAACAAUGUAUGAAAUGUUUGCCGAGUUAUGUUAGCAACAGUUGCGACUAUGGUACCUCGGCCAUCCUUAGAUUCCACAGCAGGACGCGAAACUUGGGUUUUCAUUCUAGCAGUUUUCUAAGGGUUUUGUAGUAGAAUUAAUUGCUAGCAAAAGUAGCAUAGUAUGGUAGUUUUUUUUUUUAAAUUAUUUUUUUAUUUAGUUUUUGGGUCUUC